Messenger RNA from Alosa sapidissima (American shad), 1203 nucleotides. Its product is annotated as gastrin/cholecystokinin type B receptor. Gene Ontology annotation, cellular component: membrane. NCBI's taxonomy places the organism in Eukaryota, Metazoa, Chordata, Actinopteri, Clupeiformes, Clupeidae. The record is from RefSeq and is a predicted model, not a curated record. The transcript is spliced from 3 exons. Bases 1 to 1203 code for a protein of 400 amino acids. Gene Ontology annotation, biological process: neuropeptide signaling pathway. Gene Ontology annotation, molecular function: peptide binding; G protein-coupled peptide receptor activity.
AUGCACAGACAACGAGAGGGGCAAUUAAGCAGAAUGUUAUUGCUUUCUGGACACGAACCAAGCACAAUAGUUCUUGUGAUAAUGUAUAUUAUAUCCUUCUUGGUUGGACUAACGGGUAACAUUAUGGCACUACUAGUACUGACAAGGAGAAGGAAUCGUCUCUCCGCCGUCUCAGCGACCAGGAGACUUUUGGUGAACUUGGCGGUUUGUGACAUGAUGGUUGUGUGCGUCUGCAUGCCAGUGAACCUGGGGCAUCAGCUGUAUAACGCGUGGGUAUUUGGAGACUUAUUGUGCCGUGCCGUCCCAUUUGUACAAGCGGUGUCCGUGGCAGCAAGCGUUUUGAGUCUCGCUGUCAUAAGUCUGAACCGCUACUAUAGCGUUCACAACCCUCUCCACGCCAGGUCUUUCUUCACUGGUCGAAAAAUUAUUUGCAUGAUAUGUGUGGUGUGGACAUUAUCGUCGGGCUUGUGCCUGCCGUUGAUCUUUAUGAAUGCAACAAGGACGCUUGAUUUGCUAGACGGCGCUCACAGUAUAACUGUAUGUGUCGAGAGCUGGCCAAAGGUCAAACUGCGCCAGGGGUACAACUUCUUACUGUUCUGUGCGUUAUAUGGAUUCCCGGUCUUGUUUAACCUCGCCAUUUGUUUUAUGACCGCGUGGAAGUUAUGGAGCUCCGAGGAUAAAUUUAAACAACCCAAUAACAUCAUUACACAAUCCACGUAUCGGUCCAAAACGCGCAAGAAAAUUGCAAAAAUGGUCAUUGCCUUAGUGUUGCUCUUCACUAUCUCGUGGCUACCUCUUUAUGUUGUGGACAUCUGGCUAGAUUUCAAUAUACCGACGACCACUGAGCAUGACCCCGUAGAACAGGUUCGGCACGAAUGGAUACUGCAAGGCAGACCCUUUGCGCAGUGGCUUGGGCUCACGAACUCAGCCCUGAAUCCACUUUGCUACUGCUUCGUGGGAAACCUGUACAGGUCGGCUAAAAGGUUCCGAAAGAGCUACAACGAGAAAUUGUCUUCGAUCUUCAGCAUGCAGCAGUCGUCUGUAAGCAGAUCUAACUCCGAAUACCCCUCUUUUCGCCGCGCGUCAUCCCGAAGAGGCGCACCAGAAGGACAUGGCUGGACUAGCUGUGUCAGCCUCAAGGAAAAGCUAACCAAAAGCAAAAGCAUGUCAUCAAUUACAGUCUUAGAGACCACAUUUGACUGA